Messenger RNA from Sphaeramia orbicularis (orbiculate cardinalfish), 4389 nucleotides. RefSeq names its product casein kinase I-like. The record is from RefSeq and is a predicted model, not a curated record. Gene Ontology annotation, molecular function: protein serine/threonine kinase activity; ATP binding. The transcript has 12 exons. The coding region runs from base 869 to 2266 and encodes 465 amino acids. NCBI's taxonomy places the organism in Eukaryota, Metazoa, Chordata, Actinopteri, Kurtiformes, Apogonidae. Gene Ontology annotation, biological process: protein phosphorylation.
UUUUCAGCUGGUUAGCCAAACAUCCACAGAAAAAGACAUGAGCAGGAAAACGAGACGAAGAAAACGACAACACUUUAUCCCAAGCGAGAAAAUAGCGACACAGAGAGUCUUUGUUUAGGGGCUGCAUUAAAACCUCAGCAUAAACCAUUCCUCUCACCAGGGCCAAAGCUUCACCUGGUAUUCUGUGGAACCAAGCCCUUGUGAGGACAAGAAUACACAUGGACACAUGACCUGAAAGCAGCUGAUCAAGACAUAUGGAAAUAAAUCUAACAACCUUUACCUAAACAUCAUCUGUGGAAAGAGGAAGCUCUGUUGUGCUUGUUAGCAGUUGGAUUCUGGGGUGUUGUGCUGACGGCAGGGUUUUGUCAUGGUCGACUGGUAGCCUGAGCCUGAAGCUAACCUAGCUUCUCUGUUUUAUAUAGCAUGUUAGCAUAUGGCUAGCUGUUUAUUUUGACAGGUCACUGCAUUAAAUUCCACCUCUCCAUCAUAUCUGGCCCCUACAGGGGGGUGUAAACCAGUUGGUAGUGGUGCCCCCUAACCCCAUCAUCACUUCAUUUGUUUUCAUCCAUCAUCAACUUUUAUUUGUGCUAUUUCCCUUAUCAGUCAUUUUUUUGUUGUGUUGCUUUUCUUUCCUUUUAAACAUCUUUUCUUUUUUCAUCUCAUAUCGGUCCCAGUCAAGUAGAAGUGUCCAUACCCUAGUGUUAUUCCAAAACCAAACCCUAAAUCCAGUCAGCCUAAGUCAUAGUCUGACCCAAAGGUACACUGUCGUAACGUGUGACACACUGAGGCUGCAAGGCAGUUGUUUUGGUGGCUGUUUUGGUUGCAUGGAAUCGGCUUAACCGUGGAGAGGCCAGGCUACCACAAACUGAUGGACUUCGACAAGCGAGGAGUCGGGGGAGGAGGAGGUGGAGGAGGAGGAGGGGGAGGUGGAGGUGGAGGAGGGAAGGGGGAGACGGAGGAGGGUAAGAGGAUGUCUGGAAAGACAGGGAGUCGAUCGGGGCAUGGCGGCCGGGGCGCCGGCUCCAACUCUGGAGUUCUGAUGGUCGGACCAAACUUCAGAGUCGGAAAAAAGAUCGGCUGUGGGAACUUUGGAGAACUGCGUCUUGGAAAGAACCUGUACACCAAUGAAUAUGUGGCUAUUAAACUGGAGCCAAUCAAGUCACGGGCACCACAGCUUCACCUAGAAUAUCGCUUCUACAAACAGCUGGGGAGUUCAGAGGGAGUACCCCAGGUGUUUUAUUUUGGGCCAUGUGGCAAAUACAAUGCUAUGGUCCUGGAGCUGCUGGGACCCAGCCUAGAAGAUCUGUUUGACCUCUGUGACAGGACCUUCUCUCUAAAGACUGUACUCAUGAUAGCCAUACAGCUGAUCACUCGGAUGGAGUUUGUGCACACCAGGAGUCUGAUCUAUCGAGACGUGAAGCCUGAGAACUUCCUCGUGGGUCGACCAGGGUCCAAACGGCAACAUACCAUCCACAUCAUAGACUUUGGCCUGGCAAAGGAAUACAUAGACCCAGAGACAAAGAAACACAUCCCAUACAGAGAACACAAAAGCUUGACUGGAACUGCAAGAUAUAUGAGCAUCAAUACACAUCUGGGGAAAGAGCAAAGCAGGCGGGAUGACUUGGAAGCCUUAGGCCACAUGUUCAUGUACUUCCUGAGGGGCAGCCUACCCUGGCAGGGGCUCAAGGCUGACACUCUGAAAGAACGUUAUCAGAAGAUAGGAGACACAAAGAGGGACACACCAAUAGAGGUUCUUUGUGAUAGUUUUCCAGAAGAGAUGGCCACAUACCUGCGAUAUGUACGCCGGCUGGACUUCUUUGAGAAGCCUGAUUACGACUAUCUAAGGAAACUCUUCACAGACCUCUUUGACAGAAACGGAUACAUCUUUGACUACCAGUAUGAUUGGACUGGAAAACCACUGCCCACACCUAUUGGUCCAGUGGCCAGUGAGACUCCACUUCAGACAAGUAAUCGAGAGAAAGCGCCGCAGACCAAAAAUCAGUCUCCAGAGGGGAAAGGCAGUGAGUCCCAGCCCACUCCAGUGACCAAUCGAGAGCUGCUGGGCUCCCAUCUCACUGCUGAUAGGCUGGGCGGUUCUGUCCAGGUGAUGAGUUCUACCAAUGGGGAGCUGAAUACAGACGACCCCACUGCAGGACACUCCAAUGCACCAAUCACAGCCAACGCUGAGGUCGAAGUGGCAGAUGAUACCAAGUGCUGCUGUUUCUUUAAGAGGAGGAAGAGGAAAGCUCUUCAGAGACACAAAUAAAAACUGAGACGAGCGACUCCCUGCUCUCUGUCAUCGUUGCUUUUACCUCUUUCUCUCUGUCUCAGCCCUCUUCACAUAACCCUCCUCUCUCUUCCUCCUCGCACCCUCCUCUUCCUCCUCCUCUGCUGCUGGAGGUCCUGGGUCCAGUUGCACCACACAGUCUUUACUAAGCCGGGUCUUAACAGCUAAGUUGGUCUUAACAGACUUUGUCGAACCCAUCAACGGAACUUAUGCCUCAUCUUAAGUCGCCCAGUCCUAGCGAUGCAUGUUUAUGAGACUGUAAUCAAGAGACGGCACAUAUUUUAACUGAAUUUUAGAAAAUCAGUCAAAGUAAAUGCAAAUCCAUGCAGUAACAUAUGACAUGAGUUGUUGAUUGAGGAGCCGAUUAACAUAAAUGGUAUUUUGUUAAAAAACCUGAGUCUUCAUUAGCUUUUGGAUCCAGAACUGAAGCGAACUGCAGCUCUGGAUCAUAUAAUGCUGAUUCAUUCAGAUUUCUACUUGCUUCUCACAUUUUGUCAGUUAACUUUAACAGCUGCAGCUCUUUAUACACUGUGACAUUUAGUAGCUGCUUAUUAUCUGAUAUGACUGUUAUAUUUUUCAUAUUAACUCAGUCUCUUUAAUGGUCCAAACAUAUACUCAGUUUUCACUAAAUCGUUUCCUCUCACUUAUUUGCAUUUGCUUCCUAUUGAUAGAUCCACUUUUUUUACUUCUCCCAAGUGUAAAAAUUUUAUUGCCAAAAGUAUUUUUUAAAUUUCCAGUGUUUACAAUCCGGGAUUUUGUUUUAUGUCCAAAUUAAAAAUGUGAAUAUUAACAACUGGUUGGAAACAAACCUUAUGGCUAUUGCCACUAGGUUACAGUGUUCAAAAUGUCCCACUGUCUUUACUUGUUUAUAUAAUUUACAUCAACUACAGAAGACCAAAGAAAACAAAAAGGCAAUUUUACAAGUACAGGUGUAGUGACACUAACAGUCAUAACAAAUCUGAUUUGACACUUUUGCCUGCAGUCUGAACAUCCGUCAGUAUAAGAAAUGACUUAGAUUAUCUUGAUUAGUUGAAAGAUUUACAGCAGGUCUUAUUAAAUCAGACACUUAAGCCAUGACUGUAUAACUGCUGAGGCUGAGAGGUUGGACUGGAAUGUUAAGAUCUGACCAACUUAGCUUCAGACCAGGCGUAAAGCUCUGUUGGUACAACCGGUCCCCGUCGUCUACCGAGGGUGGGCUGGAUUGACCAGACAGCACAAUGUGUUCGCUAAAGCUGACCUGCGGCUUUGCUUUCUCCUGCUCUGGACUGACCAGAUGGACAGACAGACAGACACUAAGGUGUUUGCUGUUCCACCUCGGAGCUUUAAGUGUGGACUCUUCAUGUAUUUAUGGUCUCAAAGUGAACUGAAACUGGAUCAACACAAACUGCUGUGGAAAAGACGUGACCACAAACAACAAGCUGAAAGACUGGAUUCAGCUGAUUUAUUUAGAUUUUUCUGUUUUGUUUUUUUGUUUUUUCUUCCUUACUGACUGGUUCAGAGGAGACGGUAGUAUAUUUCUGAGGAGACAGACAGCAGGAUGACGAAGCGAUGGAAACGAGAGCGUCGGACCACAUGUGCACACAAAACACACAAAUGCUGCACCCUUGUCGAGCUCAUGGUAAAGAGACUCAUUUAUGGACAAACAGAUGCAGCUCUUGCACAUAGUCUAAAGUUUUUAUUCCCUCGGGUCGAAGCGAGUACAAAUGAGCAGCUCAGUCUACUUCCUGGUAUGGACUGGACUGCGUAUUUCUCAGUCACACGCACCCCUCAGAAGGAAAUCCUCACAACCACCAGAAUUACAAGUAAAAAAAGAUGUUUUAUGUAAAAAAUUAUGCUUUUCCGUUUUAAUUUGAAACUAAAAAAAGACUGUAAUUUGGAACCUGUGUUCUCUGUCUUUUUGAGUUGUUCUAAAGUUUGUGUUUUGUAGCUUCUUAGUGUGUUCCUCAAAGUGUAAUUUUUUAAAAAUAACUUGUAUUUUUAAUUUUCUGUUUUUUUUUUUUCCCCUUUGUUUUCUUUUUUUCUCUUUCUCUCUGGGUUGGAGGAUGGAAAGUCAAUAACUCCAUUAAAACAACCAAACACAAUAAAACUGAUGAUGAACAGUU